ACCACCCUCCCACACCACCGGAGGAAACUUAAACCACCACCAGGUCACUCCCCCUUCACUACAGCUCGGCGCUCCGGGACAUCGGCACUGCAGCCCAGCACGCUCCUGCUCCCACAGGUGCCAGGACCGGCCCCAGCCCACACGAGCUUUCUGUAUCGGUGACACCACCUGGAAGGGACCCAAGAUGUUGGUGCUACUGGCUGGUAUCUUUGUGGUUCACAUCGCCACUGUCAUCAUGCUCUUCGUCUCCACCAUUGCCAACGUUUGGAUGGUGGGUACGUCCAGCUUGGGAACGGUCUCAACGGGACUCUGGCUACUGUGCAACAACACCUGCGAGCAGCUGCCGGUCAGCACUAGUGAUGAGGCUUCCCUCAAAGCCGUGCAAGCCUUUAUGAUCCUCUCCAUCAUCUUCUCCGUCAUCGCACUCGUCAUGUUCAUUGCCCAGCUGUUCACCCUGGAGAAAGGCAAACGUUUCUACAUGACUGGAGCCAUCAUGCUGGUUUGCUGGUUGUGCAUUCUGAUUGGAGUCUCCAUUUACACAGCUCGGUUCACAGGCAAGGUGCCCCUGUCUACAAAUUCUCACCAUGGCUACUGCUUCAUAUUGGCCUGGAUCUGCUUUUGCUUCAGUUUCAUCAUCAGCAUCCUCUACCUUGUUCUUAGGAAAAAAUAAGGCCGAUGGGAGUCUAGGGGAGAGGGAUGGCUACUGGGAAUAGGGAAGAACUGCUCUGCUGAGAGAACUGUCGGGCCAAUAGAAAAAGAUGGAAACAGCCACCAUCAUCGCCACUGCCGCCACCACAGAAAAAUCACUAACAAAGCUAGAAUCCUCAGAAACUCCUUCACCAAAGAGAGGGAGAAACAGCUCCAACUGAUCUAGCAUCCCUGAAGCUGCUGCACCAGAAACCUGCAGGUGACCCAGACAGCUCUUCUCCUUUUCUGCAGCGUUAUGUCAUACCUUCACAAAGCUUCAAGCUCAGCAGUGGUGAUUGAAGGGCACCACAAAAACAAGGGCUACAUCUUUUUCCCUUCCUAGAGCCCUUCUUCACUUACCUUUCGGUGUGCCUUGUGGGUUGGGCAGUGAGGCUUAUGACCCCUUUUUUUGUCCAUUGAAACAAAUGGGAUGGGCCUUUUGUUACAUUUUUAUAUAUAUAUAUAUAAAUAUAUAUGCACAUAUGUGAAAGUUAAAGACAUUAAAUUGAGAAGCAACCCAAUAGAAAUCAGACUAAAUUACUAUUAAAAAUAUCUACAGAACUAAGGCAGCAAUUUUUAUUUUUUUUUGCUGCUCUGUUUACUAUUUGACAUUCCCAUGGUUGAAUCAGAUUGAGGUAGGAAGGGCAAAUUUACAGGUGUGGAUGAUGAAGAAAGAGAGAGAGAGAGAGAAAAUGUGGAGGGGAAGAUACACAGGGGUUCCUAAUUACAGAGGAUGCAAUUGCUCAAUGAGGCACAUGCAGGGAGAGAAUCAUUUGGGUGUGUGUCUACAGCAAAAUCUUCUGUUCAGCUCCAGAACAUGGUAACAGCACCACAACAUUGCAGAUCUUUGAUGAGACAAGUCCUUAUCUGUAGGCAGGGUUUUUUUUUCCCACGUUGUCACCCAGGACAUGGUAUUAAUUGAGAACCCCACCUUGCGACACAGCUCAUCUCAAAGGCAGAAGAUACUGGUUAGCACACAAAAUAUAUUCCCUAAUGAGAGAUUUGGAGAGAUGAGGCAGGGCUUGUGAGUUCUGCUUCUUGCUGCACAACCUUAGGCCAGUCACUUAACCCAGGUGCUUUUCCAUCUGCCAAAUUCCAUGAAACUAUACCUACCUCCCAGGGCUGCUGAGAGAUUUUGAGUCCACUCUGUAAUACAAGGUUCCCAUGUGAAAGGUUGGAACGGGAAAGUAAGGCAUUGGUGCUGCUGUAACCCACAAAUUUCUGUCCCUUCGAAGAAUCUUAGUCACAAGUGGCAUUUAGAAGGGCCAAGAGGUCAAAACUUCCUGGGACUCCAUCCACAACUAAAAGGCAGCGAGUAUAAAAAACCAUGCAGGUGCAGAUUGUGCAUGGAUGCUACUUACUUUUCUCUCUCUCUUUCUGUUACAUUUUCUUCUUAUGUAGAUUUUAUCAGUUUGGUGGAUAUAUUCUAGUACUGUAUGUUGCUGUUUCAUUAACAAAGGUUAUUUCAUAUAUAGUCAUUGUAAAUAUUUUGAAAUGCUUAUUUUUAAC
Messenger RNA from Chroicocephalus ridibundus (black-headed gull), 2196 nucleotides. RefSeq names its product epithelial membrane protein 1 (gene EMP1). The record is from RefSeq and is a predicted model, not a curated record. NCBI's taxonomy places the organism in Eukaryota, Metazoa, Chordata, Aves, Charadriiformes, Laridae. The transcript is spliced from 5 exons. The coding region runs from base 185 to 670 and encodes 161 amino acids. Gene Ontology annotation, cellular component: plasma membrane.